AAAACAUGUAAUUCUGAGUAGUUCCAGCCCUCUAUUCUUGAUUGAAAAACAUUUCAUAUUUUGAGGACAACUAUCGAACACCCAGAGUAGUCUGCUGUAUUUUGCCUGUAUUUGCUAAUAUUGUCUGCAGCAGCUGCAACAACAUUAGAAGUAACACAGGAACAACUGAAGAGAUAACAUCAUCCAAUUCCUCUGAACAUAUCUGUACCUUUUGCCUACCCGUGCAGCAGCAGACAUGCAUGGUUCUGAGGAGAGCGCAUCUGGAACCGUGCUUCACAGGCUUAUGCAAGAGCAUCUUAGAUAUGGAACAAGUGGAAUCAGAGGAGGGGUAGAAAACGACAGCUCUCAGAUGCCAAGCAACUCCACAUCUACAGAACACCUACUCCUUCAAAAGGAGGGUCAAGUAGCCCAUUCAUAUCAGCUUAUGCCCCUGCAGUCUCAGUCUCGACAGGAACCUCAAGGUCAGGAGCAUCAAGUGGACAGCAGCUCCAUGGAAAAAAAUGGUGGUGUGAGCCAGGGUGCAGGUAGAGAAGUCCAAGCAGCCCAGACUUCACCUGGGUUUGACACCCUGGAGCUUCCAUCAUAUGAGGACGCUAAAAUCCAGUCUCAGCUUUACAGAGGGCAGCAAAGUCCGACAGACCCUCAGUCCCAAAUCCCUGGCCACAACCACCAGAGUAUUGAAAAUCCAGAUGACCUAUCAAACAAUUUUCAACAAAAUCAGGAGCAGGACUUUCACAAAGAGGGCAAUAAAAACAUUGUCCACCAAAGUCAGCCGCAACACAACUUGUUUCAGCAGAUGCAGCAGUUGUCAACAAUGUCUGACAGUCUUGCAAGCUCACAUUCCUGUCUGCCAUCACUUUCUAACACACACUCACUUUCUUCCCCUCCUUCUCUUUCAUCUUCUUACACCUCUCUCUCAGCGGUUCCCAUGAAGGCCCUUUUGGAGGGUCAAUCAUGGGUCCAGCAAGGGGGCACUGGUGGUAAGUUUCUUUGUGAUGAAAGUCUGGCAGAGUUAAAACAGGGUCAUGUUCGCUCUCUAAGUGAAAGGAUCAUGCAAAUCAGUGUAGAAUGCAGUGGAGCUAAGCAAAGUGUAGGACCAUCCAAUUCACCUUGCACAGAAGACACUACUCUUUGUGGGGCUGAUAAUACAGCAGAUUAUCUCUCACUAACUAAUAAGACCUCCAUGGGUACCCUACAACCACCACCCUUAAACUCUCCACAAUGGACUUUGGAUCAAAGAGGUCCUCCCCCAGAAUAUCCCUUUAAGUUCAAGGUACAGACUAUGCUUUCGCCUACAUUACACCCCAAAUCAGAUUCUCUGGAACAUGGCCACUUCAACAGUGAUACCUUGACAGCAGCCAUGUUGGAGACAGUACCACUUAGAAAUAUAGCAAGACAAUGUCCUACAUCACAGCACCAAACACAGACCAGUCCCAUGACUUCUGAGACUUGUAUCCUGCCCUCACAGGCUUCUCAGCAACAAUAUCAGGCUAUAUCCCUAUCUCAGUCCCUGGCAUUUCCUCCAGCUCAGACUGGAUCUGUGACCCAGGGGCUGUUUUCUUGUGUGGCCCCUUUUGGACAGCCUUUCCCAGGGGAAGCAUUUGCCACGGUAAGCCAUGGCAAGCAGAUGCUGGAGACCCUAAAAGAAGAGAACCAAAGCCUUAGACAAGAACUUCACAAGCAAAAUGAGAAGGCCAGCAAACUACAGCAGUUGGAGGCAGAGACUGUGUGCCUGUCAGAUGCAUAUGAGAGUUUAGUGAAGAGCUCAUCCAAACGGGAUGCUUUGGAAAAAACCAUGAGGAAUAAGCUAGAGGCGGAGAUCAGGCGUCUUCAUGAUUUUAACAGAGACUUGAGAGACCAUUUGGAAAAAGCCAAUCAACAGCUAGCCAGUCAGGAGCUGAAGGGACAAGAUGACGGGCACUUGUAUCUUUCACAGAGGAGAGAAAGCCUGAAAGAUCUGGAAAAAUUAGAGAUAGAGGCAGCCAGUCUCCGAUCAGCCAAUGAGGAUCAGCGACGACACAUUGAGAUCUUAGAGCAGGCUUUAAAUAAUGCUCAGAGUAAAGUCCUUAAACUAGAGGAAGAGUUGAGUAAAAAGCAGAAGUAUGUGGAGAGGGUGGAGCGGUUGCAGCAGGCACUAGCACAACUCCAAGUCGCAUGUGAGAAACGUGAGCAGCUGGAACGACGUCUGCGUACUCGCCUGGAGAGAGAACUAGAAUCAUUGCGAAUGCAACAGGUCAGUGCUUGAAACUUCUUCAUUAGAGUACCAACACUUGUAAA
Molecule: messenger RNA, 2277 nt
Organism: Sinocyclocheilus grahami
Lineage: Eukaryota; Metazoa; Chordata; Actinopteri; Cypriniformes; Cyprinidae
Product: angiomotin-like protein 1
Exons: 7
Coding region: 236-2245 (669 amino acids)
Biological process (GO): actin cytoskeleton organization; establishment of cell polarity involved in ameboidal cell migration; regulation of cell migration
Cellular component (GO): bicellular tight junction; cytoplasmic vesicle; plasma membrane
Source: RefSeq, a predicted model, not a curated record